Molecule: messenger RNA, 921 nt
Organism: Rhododendron vialii
Lineage: Eukaryota; Viridiplantae; Streptophyta; Magnoliopsida; Ericales; Ericaceae
Product: profilin
Exons: 3
Coding region: 218-613 (131 amino acids)
Cellular component (GO): cell cortex
Molecular function (GO): actin monomer binding
Source: RefSeq, a predicted model, not a curated record
AGCUUGGAGCACCGCCACAGGUGCUCCAAGGGCACUGAAUAAUCUCUCCUCCCUCCCUGUUUUCAGAACUUUCCAGACAACUAUUUAUGGCAUGCCUUCCUCGUACCACAUCCCACCUCAUAGAAAACCAACGUAGAACCAUUUCUCCUCGUAAAGCUUCGUGAGAGAGAGAGAGAGUUAAACACAAGGGAAAUCGAAAAAAGGGUUUUUUCGAAAGAUGUCGUGGCAAGCAUACGUCGACGACCACCUGAUGUGCGACAUCGAGGGCCACCAGCUCUCCGCCGCCGCCAUUCUCGGCCACGACGGCAGCGUCUGGGCUCAGAGCACCUCCUUCCCCCAGUUUAAGCCUGAAGAGAUUACUGGCAUAAUGAAGGAUUUUGAUGAGCCUGGAUUUCUAGCUCCUACUGGACUCCACCUCGGCGGCACAAAGUACAUGGUCAUCCAAGGAGAGGCCGGAGCUGUUAUCCGUGGGAAGAAGGGCUCUGGUGGUGUGACUAUAAAGAAAACCGGUCAAGCUCUGAUUUUCGGUCUCUACGACGAACCCGUGACUCCAGGGCAGUGUAACAUGAUUGUUGAGAGAAUGGGAGAUUACCUCAUUGAUCAGGGACUUUAGGUCUCUCCUCCAGAUUCAUGAUCUCUUUCGUGGGUUCUGCGCUUGCAUUGUCUUCCUUCUGUGCCAAUGAACUAGCCACUGAAGAUGUUGCAGAAGAAUAACAACGAGAUUGGAAACAGUCAGUUUUGGCAUUUUAGAGUCAUUUUGUUUCGUAUUGAUUCAUGUUCUAGUUUGUGUAUUUAUCUUCUCUUUUUUUCUUUUCUUUUCUUUUCUUUUUUGUGUGUGUGGCUGGAGUUGAAUCUGAAUAUUUGGGAUUUUGGUUAUCCUUGGAUUGCUUCUGAAUAUGAUUAUCAUUAUUUUUGCUAAAA